AUGAAAAUGACAACACGAACACCGCUGGCGCGGUUUCCAAUGACGACGAAGCUUCACCCAAUACUCAAGAAACACCGCGGGAAAGUUAAGCCUCGACCACAGUAUGUGAGUGAAGACCUACUAGAUAAUGUUCUCGUGCGCGUAGAGCCAUACCUUCGCCGAAACCAACCGGUAGACAUUCUGGACCUCUGGCCUGGAUGUGGUCUUUUGUCAUCUAAAUUGAAUGACCUUCUUCAACCACGUCGCCAUGUUCUUGUUGAACCAAAUCGUCACUUCCACCCUUUACUUACGGAGCUCACCGAGAGCAAGUCGUGUUAUAAGAUCGUCAAUGAGAGCAUAUAUGGGAAAAAGGAUUGGUCUAGUUUCUUCGAGGACCAUUUGCCAGAACAAGGCCCUCAAAACCGAGAGUCCGGAAUUAUACCAAAAAACGAUACACUCCUUGUCCUGGCUAAUCUCCCCGAAUCUGUCAGUGCGACGGAUCAUUUCAGACCUGGCCGCUGGUUUCUCAACUUCAUGAAUGCCUGCAUAACCCAAAAUGAUCUGAAUUUAUACGGGGCUGUACGAGUCCUUGCCACAAUGCCCUUUAGUGAAGUCUCGGGGAUGUUACCGCGAUCCGUUCAAGAGCGCUCACGAACUGGCAUAUUGGCGGAGACCAUAGGCUUGCACAACAUAGAGCUUGCUAGUCCAGCCGAACAUGAACGCUCUACUCAAUGGCGUGGCUUCGAUACCUUACAAAACAACCGGAAACGUGUGGCUGAAAGGGCUGCGGCACAUGGCAUUAUCACACCACCCACCAGAGAGCUUCCUCCUUUAAAGGAAGUGCCACAAGCUGCCCUCCGUGCGAAAAAGGAUGUACCACAUCAGCGUCGGGUGUUUGCUCCUCUUCAUGAUAAAAUUUUUUCAGUCAUCGCAGCAGCGGAUGCGUUGGGUAUUCAGUCAGCCCACGAAACUACAGAUCCCAAAGGCAAGGAACUGUGCAAGAAGCGCGGAAUAGCGUACACGCAACUUGCCAGGGACAAUUUGGCGUGUUACACCCGGCAUAGGCUUGCCGAAAUGACACUUCAAAUUGACGAAGUGACCCGGACAUUUUCACGUGCGGCUGCGGAUCCCAAGGAAACAGUUGAGAGACUAAAGGCUCUGGAAGAUCAAAUAGCAUCUCUCCACUCGAGUUAUACCGAUUACGUCUCAAGCAUUCACUUCACAAUGUUGGAAAAAGAGGCACAUACAACCGAUGAUGCCCGGUUGACUAGAAUCUCCAACAACUUCGACGAUGCAAUCUUGACACAUGACCGACGAGCAUUCGAACCCUUAUACAUCCACCCCGAUGAGACUUAUCCUCGUGGAGACCCGAUCGGACUCAUGUAUUUCGAAGCAAACUCCAACCCGCCCGCUCUAAAGAAGGUCUUUGACCUACCGAGCGAGAUGGUCAAAGCAAUCCUCCAACGGUAUCUUGUACUGCUAGGAUGUGUGGGCUUCCGAGGUAAAAUGACGGUCGCCGAGCUUCUCCAAACACUUUUCCCACUAGAGAGCAUCAAUGAUCAUGUGAAGGAUAUCCCGGCCCUUGCGACAUUUGCUGGAAAACGACUCAAGGCUGGGUAUGGGCCGAUGCCCUUGCCGGAUUCGACCACGGACCCGGUUUCCACGUACCAGGAGAACGUAGACUAUGAUUUGAGUGGUGUUCGAAUGCGCCUUCUUUCUACGGAAACCUUGUUGGAUAUUGCGACCAAAUAUGAAAGGCUUCCGGAGAAGCUCGAUGUCAUCACUUUCAGUCGAGUUUUGGGUGCGUCUGUGACUCAGGCCCAACUAGGUGAUGAUGCGGUUAAAAUGAGGAUGAGAUAG
Molecule: messenger RNA, 1839 nt
Organism: Penicillium griseofulvum
Lineage: Eukaryota; Fungi; Ascomycota; Eurotiomycetes; Eurotiales; Aspergillaceae
Exons: 2
Coding region: 1-1839 (612 amino acids)
Source: RefSeq, a predicted model, not a curated record